Corapipo altera (White-ruffed manakin) is the source of this 495-nucleotide messenger RNA. RefSeq names its product ribosomal protein L36 (gene RPL36). Gene Ontology annotation, molecular function: structural constituent of ribosome. NCBI's taxonomy places the organism in Eukaryota, Metazoa, Chordata, Aves, Passeriformes, Pipridae. Bases 134 to 451 code for a protein of 105 amino acids. Gene Ontology annotation, biological process: cytoplasmic translation. Gene Ontology annotation, cellular component: cytosolic large ribosomal subunit; ribosome. The transcript is spliced from 3 exons. The record is from RefSeq and is a predicted model, not a curated record.
GCCCCGCGCGCGCUCGCUCCUUCCUGUCGGGCGCCAUUGCCCGGGGUACCCGGCGCUUGCUCCCGUUCCAGUUCAUCCCAGUCCAUCCGCGUCCAUCCCAGUCCAUCCGCGCCCAUCGGGCCGCCCCGCAGCCAUGGCCAUCCGCUACCCCAUGGCCGUGGGCCUCAACAAGGGCUACAAGGUGACCAAGAACGUGUCCAAGCCUCGGCAGUGCCGCCGCCGCGGGCGCCUGACCAAACACACCAAGUUUGUGCGGGACAUGAUCAGGGAAGUCUGUGGCUUUGCGCCCUACGAGCGCCGCGCGAUGGAGCUGCUGAAGGUGUCCAAGGACAAACGUGCUCUGAAGUUCAUCAAGAAGCGGGUUGGCACUCACAUCCGGGCCAAGAGGAAGCGGGAGGAACUCAGUAACGUCCUGGCAGCCAUGAGAAAAGCUGCUGCAAAGAAGGAUUGAGUUGUACAGGCUGUAACACAAUAAAGUCCUUUCUCCCAAAGCCA